UGGAUCGACAUUCUAUUUAUUGAAUUCAUUCUUACUGAUUAACUUUUAUACUGUAUGUAGGAUGUUGUUAACAUCAAAGGUCAGAUUUUGGCUCGUCAAAAAGGCUGUCGUGUCAUAUUCAGCCUAAUAAACGGUGGCUCAGUGAGUAAGAUUGACUCGCUUACCUGGAGGUCCAGUGUUGGAUCCCUUUUUGACUGAGAAAGUUCACUGGGAAUUCUCGAUGUGGUUCCCUCUAGUUAUUGGUCUGGCAAGGGACAAUGUAUGUAGUCAAUUGGAUGGGAUAAAAAACCUGAGGUCCCUUGUUCACACUGGGGUGUGCAUAAAAGAACCCUUGGCAGUUAUAAGAGGCUUUAGUGCUUUUCAGGCGAAUUUUCCCUCACGGCAUUGUAUGCCCCAUUCAUUAGCCCAGUCAGAGUAGGACGUUAAACCCCAUUUUAUUUUAUUUCAGCCUGAUAAUUCUCUCUACGCCCUUCACCUCACCUCAUGAUAUUGAGAAAAUUUGAUGAUUGCAUCCAAUGAUUUAGCUGUGGCCGACUCCAACCAAUUAUUAAUGCAGUUGUAUGUUUAUUGCUGAUUGACAUUGACAGUAUAUUCUGAAAUGAUUAUUUUUAUCACUUUAGACAUUUGAUUAAAACUACAAAUAAAGAUAGGGAUAUGAAAGUUCUUGAACUUAGUGCCUCUAACCAUGCCCACCAACUUCAGAGGUCAGAGUUAUUCAAAGAUUAAAAAGGACUGUUUGAGUAAAGGUGCUUUAUUUGAAGAUCCAGAAUUUCCAGCUAAUAAUAAAUCACUGUUCAACUCCAAGAUUGACAAAGAUAUAGAGUGGAAACGCCCAAAGGAAUUAUGUAAAGUACCUAAGUUGGUUGUAGAAGGUGUUAGUUGUGAUGAUUUAAAUCAAGGGGAAAUUGGUAAUACCUGGUUUGUUACAGCAUGUUCUAGUCUAGCUAGAGAACCGAAAUUAUGGCAAAAGGUGGUCACCAACCAUAAAGAACAAGAAUGGGAUGACAAGAACCAGUAUGCUGGUAUAUUUAGGUUCAUGUUUUGGAGAUUUGGAGAUUGGUUGGAAGUUGUUAUAGACGACAGAUUGCCAACAAAAGACGGAAAACUAGUGUUCUGCCAUUCAAAAUCGCGUAAUGAAUUUUGGAGCGCUCUGCUUGAAAAGGCUUAUGCAAAAAUGUACGGAGAUUAUGAAUCCUUAGAAUGCGGAACUGUAGCUGACUCGUUAGUAGAUUUUACCAGUGGCGUAUCGGAGAAAUUAGAAACAGCUAAAUUACGACAAAAUGCAGAUCCAGAUAGCUAUUCAGCUUUAUUUACCAAGUUAUCAGAAGCCCAGGAAAACAGAGCUUUAAUAUCAUGUAGUAUUGUGUGUGCUACACCAGAAGUAGGCUCAUACACAGAACAAGGUUUAGUAUUAGGACAUGGUUAUAAUGUUACAGAUGUUAGAUAUGUUGAAGUUAGUCGUAGUUUACAAGGUACCAUUGGUACAAGUGAACUAUAUUUAAUUCGUCUCUUUAAUCCCUGGGGUUCUAGAGAAUGGAAUGGUCCUUGGUCUGACGAUUCUGAAGAAUGGAAACGGGUUAAUCAGAUGCAAUGGGAGAAAAUGGGAGUUAAAUUUGAACAUGAGGGAGAAUUUUGGAUGUCGUUUGAAGAUUUUAUUCAACAUUUUACCUAUGUCGAUAUCUGUCAUUUCGUCAACACAUCAUUUUUCUCUAUCAAGAAAACCUGGUCAGAAUCUAUCAUGCAUUCAGAAUGGAAUCAUAAUGGUAGAAAUGGCGGUGGGGUAGUCAAUUCUCAAUCGUUUCUCAGUAACCCUCAGUUUUUAUUUGAUAUCAACUCUAUCAAUGAUAAGAUAAUGGUAUCAUUAGAACAACAUGAUAUAGAUGCUGGAAGACAAACGUUUGGUCAGAAUAUAAAUACUAUUGGUUUUCAUAUAAUGAAGGUUGAAGAAAACCGAAAAUUCCGAGUACAUAUACAUGGCGAGCUCAUGUUUACUUCAGAUUAUUGCAAAACUCGUAGUGUAUUUGGAACGACAUCGUUACACCGAGGUCGAUAUAUAGUUGUACCGACAACUUUUGAACAAGGUCCUGUAGGAAAAUUUAUGUUACGACUUUAUACUGGCAGUUCUUCUGGAGGAAGUGUGAUAUCUCCAGUGAAAGAAUUAACGAAGGAAGCGCCAGCUAGUAGUUGUCCGUGUAUCAAGGGUUAUUCUAUGGUAUCAACUAUAACUGUUUUAUCAGCUGAAGGUCUGUCUUUACCCGAAACAGCUAAAGCGUCUCAAACUCUUGAUCCCCUGAUGAUUAUAAAGUGUGAAGGUGAGAGUGUUAAAACAAAUUAUAUGGCUAAUAAGGUAUCACCGAGUUGGAAUAUAAAGGCUACGUUUUACAGAAAGAAACCAGAAUUACCCAUAAUAGUAGAAAUAAACAACCAUAAUAUACUAGUAAAUGAUUUCUUGGCUGAAGCACGUGUAGAAGAUCAUGGAGGUGAGAACGGUAAAGAGGUAACGUGCAAACUUUAUGGUAGAAAGAAAGAGGUGGACACAGUGAAGCCCGGAACAGUAACUGUGUUUAUUAGAUCGAGUUUUGAUUUGACUUAUCUUUAAAUAUAUACUGAUAUUACAAUUACUAACACCAACAGGGUCCUAACAACAGCAUAUCAUCCGUACCCAACUGAAUGUAGAUUGUGUUGUUAAAAUACAUUCAAAUGGCGAGAAAUUAAAACUAUUUCUCCUGUAAAACAAUUUAAACUACGAGAAUUAGCAAGACAUUUCACUGCAGCAUUAAAGUGUCUUGAAAGAAUCGACUAUACUGUUAUAGUCGACCAUAGCCAUUUUGAUGAAUACAUUAAGAUAGCAAAACAAAACAAAUCUUAAAUUCAGUAUCUAAUUAACCAAUAUCAUUAUACUUAUGAUACCUUCAUGUACAUAUAUUUUAUAUAAGAUUUCAAAUUGCGGUUUCAAUAUACCAAUAUUAAAAAAGGUUUCAAUUUUCGGUGGUAUCCUAAAUGAUCUAUUUUUGAAAAUGGGCAAUGCAUUUACAUCAUGAAUCUAUGUUUUAUAACUUACUUGUGGUUUCUCUUUUUUCGAAUGUUUCGUGUAGAAAUCUAUUUUUAUACGCCCACAUUGAAAUGUGGUCGUAUAUUAUCGUCGCCCCCGUCCGUCCGUCUGUCCGGCGUCCACUAGAGGCUAAAAUUAAUAUCCGAUUGACUUUAAAUUUAUCCGAGUGUUUAAGGUCAUGGGACGAAGAAGCCUAUUGAUUUUCAGCGAUUUCCGAUAAUUACUGCCAGAGUUAUGGCCUUGAUCUUGUGGACGCUCUAAUUAAUAUCCGAUUGACUUUAAAUUUAUACACAUUGUUUAAGGUCAUGAGACGAAGAAUCCUAUUGACUUUCAGCGAUUUCCGAUAAUUACUGUCAGAGUUAUGGCCCUUGAUCACUUUGAAAAAUCUUGUGGAUGCUCUAGAGGCUAAAGUUAAUAUUGGAUUGACUUUAAACUUAUACACAGUGUUUAAGGUCAUGAGACGCAGAAUCCUAUUGAUUUUCAGUGAUUUCGGAUAAUUACUGCCAGAGUUAUGGCCCUGUGGACGCUCUAGAGGCUAAAGUUAAUAUCCGAUUGACUUUAAAUUUAUACGCAGUGUUUGAGGUCAUGAGACGAAGAAUCCUGUUGAUUUUCAACGAUUCCCGAUAAUUACUGACAACGUUAUUGCCCUUGAUCACUUUGAAAAAUCUCGUGACGAACAAAAAUAUAUUGAUUUUCAAUUAAUUUUGAUAACUUGAAUAAAUCCAUGAUAUUAAAUGUUUCGUAUACUAAACGUUAGCAUGGGGCAGAACUUUAUAAAAACCAAACAAAUUCUAAUGAUUUUCUGAUAAUUACUUGAUGAGUUGUUACUCUUAAUCAGAUUUUAGUGUAUUAUAAAUGUUUCAUUACCGAAAAAAAGUAAAAAUAUGCGACAACUUUUGUUGAUUGCCCGGACGAUUUAGCUGCUGUGGGCGUAUGUUUCGUUUCCUGGCAACCUAACUUAUACGAAUGUUGUUAUUGUUAUUUAUUACUUAAGCUAACUGUGAUAAUAAGAUCUAUAUGUAAAUAUUGUAAGUACAUCAUAUGUUUAUAGAAUUUAAUACAAAAUAAGAGUUGAACUAUUCCGUCCUUUUAAACUGAAUAUAUCUUUGUUACGUCCAGUAUAUAGAAUCUCGAUGUUAAGUUGCUUUUUUAUUUUUUUUACUACUUUUUUGUUAAAAAAUCAUUAAUUUUAAGCUUUAAAAAUUUAAUGCAAAAUAAGAAUUGAACUAUUCCGUCCUUGUUAUCGAUGUCAUUUUGCCCUUUUCUAUAUUCUUAUUAGUUUUGUAUAUAACAAAUAUAAUUUCAAACUUUAAAAAUAGAUUCCGUAAGAUGAUGAUGUGCAAUUAAUUAUUUGUGAUAUCCGUGGAAUUGUAGCCAUAAUAUAUACACCAUUAUUAUAUUUUCAAUGAUACUAAGUUUCCACCAUCGUUUGGUUAGUACCGUACACGAACAAUAUAUUAUUGUAUAAAAUUGUAUGGUAUUGUAUAUUGCUGUAUAAAUAUAAUUUCACUGUGAUAGACGAACACAUAUUAGUGUUGAAGUGCUCACCAAUGAAAUAAAUCUUUAAAUCUGAA
Molecule: messenger RNA, 4626 nt
Organism: Patella vulgata (common limpet)
Lineage: Eukaryota; Metazoa; Mollusca; Gastropoda; Patellidae
Product: calpain-5
Exons: 14
Coding region: 686-2599 (637 amino acids)
Biological process (GO): proteolysis
Cellular component (GO): cytoplasm
Molecular function (GO): calcium-dependent cysteine-type endopeptidase activity
Source: RefSeq, a predicted model, not a curated record